Messenger RNA from Ramularia collo-cygni, 849 nucleotides. RefSeq lists its product as uncharacterized. The coding region runs from base 1 to 849 and encodes 282 amino acids. The record is from RefSeq and is a predicted model, not a curated record. NCBI's taxonomy places the organism in Eukaryota, Fungi, Ascomycota, Dothideomycetes, Mycosphaerellales, Mycosphaerellaceae. The transcript has 2 exons.
AUGGAUAUGGAUACCAACGAGGAAGAGAACCGCGCGCAAGAAGUGCAAGAAGAUGAAGCAACAUCGUCUUCUCCCGCAGUUACAGACCAAGCUACUGCAGGAGACGUCGCCACCCAGGCCACCCAGGCCGCCGUCUCUCCACCAGGGACACCGCCUCCCAGAUAUUCGUUCGGUCUUGAGGCCAUCACAAACAGUGGCGCCUUCCGUGCGCUCCUCGCGAUCCAGAAUCAACAAGGCGCUUCAAUCAGACCUCCUCUCCCUCGCACGGUUCAAUCUGGCGCAAACCGCCCAUCCUUCCCUCGUACUGCGCAGACUACCUCCAACAUCCCGCCGAACCCUCGCAUCUCCAUGACAAGUCCGAGUGCUCUAUUAGAUGAAUGGAUGCGUACGAUGCCGGAGAGAGAGCGUGCGGAGCUGAAUCGUCGUAUUGAGCAAGUCUUGUCACGAUUGCCGACCUUCGCAAUCAACAGCGAUCCUGCAGCGAGUGCGACUCACACCACUUACGCUCUUCGCAAGGAGAGACUGGCUGAGGACUGCGCCAUCACUCGUUCUCCCAUCACGAGACCUUGCGAGACGGUCUGCGGUCACAUUUUUCAGGCGGAGGCCAUGGCUCGCUCCUGGUUGCGGGAUAGGCUCUGUCCAAUCUGUCGCACCCUGCUGAUUGUGUCACCAUCGCACACGCAAAGCAGUGACAUGCAUCUGCUGGAGGGAGAACUCAAGGUGAACGGUGCGGAGGAGACCGAAAACGCCGUCAGCGACGAUGUGGUUGGUGAUAAGAGUCAGAGUGUGYAGGAAGACAUCGCUGAGCCGAACGGUGACGGAGCGAUCGAUGGUAAUGCGUCGAAGUAA